AUGUCCUCUUCGCUCCUCAGAUCCGUCACCAGAGUUUCCUCUCGUGCCCUCCGUCCCUCAACCCGCGUCUUCACAAAGUUCCACGCUCAGCCCUUUAGCAUCCACACCGUCAAGAUGUCUGACCAGUCCAUUGUCUUCACCAAGAACGCCCCGGCCCCCGUCGGCCCUUACUCCCAGGCCGUCAAGACCCCCACCGCCAUCUACUGCUCCGGCCAGAUCCCCCUCAACCCCGAGGGCGUCCUGAUCGAGGGCAACAUCACCCAGAAGACCAAGCAGUGCAUCUCCAACCUCGAGGCCGUCCUCAAGGAGGCCGGCUCUUCCAUUGCCAAGGUCGUCAAGGUCAACAUCUUCCUUGCCGACAUGGGCGACUUUGCCGAGAUGAACGGCGAGUACGAGAAGUGGUUCACCCACAAGCCCGCCCGCAGCUGCGUCGCCGUCAAGACUCUGCCCAAGAACGUCGAGGUUGAGAUUGAGGCUAUUGCCCUUCCUUAA
Messenger RNA from Colletotrichum gloeosporioides, 492 nucleotides. RefSeq names its product Protein HMF1. The transcript has 4 exons. NCBI's taxonomy places the organism in Eukaryota, Fungi, Ascomycota, Sordariomycetes, Glomerellales, Glomerellaceae. Gene Ontology annotation, molecular function: deaminase activity. Gene Ontology annotation, cellular component: mitochondrion; cytosol. The coding region runs from base 1 to 492 and encodes 163 amino acids. The record is from RefSeq and is a predicted model, not a curated record.